Molecule: messenger RNA, 2615 nt
Organism: Loxodonta africana (African savanna elephant)
Lineage: Eukaryota; Metazoa; Chordata; Mammalia; Proboscidea; Elephantidae
Gene: TRMT44
Product: tRNA methyltransferase 44 homolog
Exons: 11
Coding region: 32-2305 (757 amino acids)
Biological process (GO): tRNA methylation
Molecular function (GO): metal ion binding; tRNA (uridine) methyltransferase activity
Source: RefSeq, a predicted model, not a curated record
CCCCGCCUCGGGCCUUGGGAGCAGCCCGAUCAUGGCGGAGGUGGGCCGGGUGGCGGUGCGCGACCCUGGCGCGCUGCUCCCGGGGGGCUUCUGGGCCGCCGUGGCCGUGUGGCUGGAGAGGCCCCAGGUGGCCAACAAGCGGUUGUGUGGCGCCCGCUUGGAGGCCCGCCGGAGCGCUGCCCUGCCGCGCUCUGAGGCCCGCGGCCCCUGGCCGAGCGCAGUUCCCGGGCCCGAGGAGCGAGGAGCGGGACCCGGACCCGGCCAGGGGCCCCACGAGGGCAGCCCGAGCCCCGGACCGCGAGCAGUACCCGCGCAGGGCACGGCGGGGCGCGGGCCCGGGGAGGCCGAGGGUCGGCGCCAGCAAGGCGAGGAGCCGAGGGACCCCGGGCAGCCGAGCAGGGCUGGGGUCGGGGAGGCCGGCUUCCCUGCCUCGGAGCUGGAUUCUCUCUGGGGAGAUUUCUCCCGAAGCCUCGUCACCAGCAAUGGGGAGAUGCUGGCUUUCCUCGCCCGCUCCGAGUCCGCACCGCAGGAAGACGCGCCGCGCGACCUCGACGUAGUUCUCAGAACCAUCAUCCCGAAAACGACCCCCCAGGGCCAGCUCACUGCUCCGAGGAGAGAAAUGGUCGUGCGAGAUGUUUUCGGUGGAACCCUCACUUUCUUACCUUUGGAAGAAGACGCCGAAGGGAAUUUAAAAGUUAAGAUCAGCAACGUAUAUCAAAUUCAGCUCAGUCGUGGCCGGCAGGAGUGGUUCAUAUCUGUUUUAAUUUUCUGUCCAGAAAGAUGGCAUUCUGAUGGAAUUGUCUAUCCUAAACCCAUCUGGCUUGGAAAAGAGCUCCUGGCCAGGUUGGCCAAGUGGUCUGUCGAGAACAAGAAGAGCAAGUUUACAAGUACUCUGUCCCUAGUUUCUGUUGUGAAGUACAGCAAGCUCUACCAGGAACUGAAAGAGAAGUAUAAAGAGAUGGUUAAGGUGUGGCCUGAAGUGACCGACCCUGAAAAGUUUGUGUAUGAAGAUGUGGCCAUCGCCACAUACCUGCUGAUCCUGUGGGAAGAAGAGCGAGCUGAGUGGGGAGUGACCAAGAAGCAGUCGUUCGUGGACCUGGGCUGCGGGAAUGGCCUCCUGGUGCACAUCCUUUGCCGUGCCGGGCAUCCAGGCAGAGGGAUUGAUGUCCGAAGAAGAAGGAUAUGGGCCAUGUUUGGACCAGAGACACAGCUGGAGGAAGGUGCAGUCACACCCGAGGAUAAGAGCCUCUUUCCUGAUGUGGACUGGUUAAUCGGUAACCAUUCUGAUGAACUCACGCCGUGGAUACCUGUCAUCGCAGCCAGGUCGUCCUACCAUUGCCGUUUCUUUGUCCUUCCCUGCUGCUUCUUUGACUUCGUUGGGAAAUACCCCCGGCGGCAGAGCCAGAAGACGCAGUAUCGCGAGUACCUGGAUUUCAUUAAGGAAGUGGGGCUGACCUGCGGCUUUCACGUAGAGGAAGACUGCCUUCGGAUUCCUUCAACCAAAAGAGUUUGCCUCGUGGGGAUGUCCCGGACGUACCCACCCGAUGCAGAAAUUUCCCUCAACGAGAAGAGGACUCGGUACAUUCAUAGUCGGCGGCGACCUGGGGGCCCACUGCCCAAGGAACUUUCUCAUCCUCCACCCAAGGGACAGGACUGGACUGGCCCCCGGCAUGGCCCCCGAGCCCAGGAAUCUGGGCCUGAGCCCGGGCCUGCAGCACGAGGGGCAGGGGCCCAGGCAGAGGGGCUCUGGCUGUCGGGGUUCCAGCCCCGAGAGACAGUGGAGCGCGUGAGGAACUGUUCUGCUCUCCCUCGUGACUUCAUCGACCGCGUGGUUCUGCAGGUGGCCCGCCUGCUGUUGGGCAGGAAGCAGCCAAGCACAGGAGGGGAUUCUCAGGACACCAGCGUGAAGCCCUGGAACCCAGGAGGAAGCCUCUCCUUAGCCGAAGUCGCCAGCGAGAUGGACAAGGAGACGCUGCAGAGACUGAAGAGGGAGUGCGGGGGCCUGCAGACGCUGCUCCGGAACCGCCACCAGGUGUUCUCAGUUUUGAACGGGCGCGUCUGCCUCCGCGACUGGAGAGAGGAGCAGCUGCAGAGGAAGACACGGCCAGAGCUCAGGCGGGGGCCUGGUACUGAGGCCUUCAAGACCCGACCCUGCUGGUUCUUCAUGCACCACCCCGACGGCUGCGCCCUGCCUGCUGCUAGCUGCCCAUUCGCGCACGGGCCUGGGGAGCUGCAACCCGCCCAGAGCACAAGGAGGGCCCAGCAGCUGCUGCAGCCUGUGGCCACCACGCCUGUCGAGGCCUGACUGUGGCCAAGAGAAGAGACUGAGCAGCCUUCCAGUGGCCACAGUCCCCAGUUGUUUUCCCUGUGUGCUAGGACCCAUUCUAAGCAUUUCAUGUCACUGACAUGUGAGGUGUCUCCACUUUACAGAUGAUGACACUGAGGCACCGCGAUCACUGUCACUUGUCCAAGGUGGCCCACACUCCUGCCCUUCCUCAUCUUCCUUUCCCUGGAUGGCCUGGCCUUGGGACAGUGGGGAAGACUGAACUUGGAAUGGCUCAGAACAGGGUCGGCACUUUCAUUUCAUUUCUCACGGAAUAAAGCUUCACGUCUGU